Molecule: messenger RNA, 813 nt
Organism: Kwoniella botswanensis
Lineage: Eukaryota; Fungi; Basidiomycota; Tremellomycetes; Tremellales; Cryptococcaceae
Exons: 5
Coding region: 1-813 (270 amino acids)
Biological process (GO): fatty acid beta-oxidation
Cellular component (GO): peroxisome
Molecular function (GO): delta(3)-delta(2)-enoyl-CoA isomerase activity
Source: RefSeq, a predicted model, not a curated record
AUGACAGAAAGCUUCAAGUACAUCCAACUCUCCCGCCCAUCCACAAACACCUGGCAAAUAUCCCUCUCCUCUCCACCGGAUAAUCGACUCACCCCUGAACUUCUCUCUGAAUUCUCCACCGCAUUAGACCAAGUAGAAUCGCAAUGGAGGGAAGUGGGCGGUGGGAAACCUCUUCCAAAACAGAGAGACGGCUAUGAGGGAAAGGGGGCAGGGGCGUUGGUGGUUACGAGUCGGAAUGAAAAGUUUUUCAGUAAUGGGUUGGAUUGGGAGAGAAGUUUGAAGAUUAAGAAUUUCUUUGAAGAGUUAUUCGAUCCUGUCAUGUGGAGAUUACUUACCUUUCCAUUAUUUACCAUAGCAGCUAUCAAUGGGCAUGCCUUCGCUGGAGGUAUGAUCCUAGCUUUAUGCUGUGAUCAUCGAAUUAUAACCUCCGGUAAAGGGUUCCUAUGUAUGAACGAGAUCCAGUUCGGCUCACCCCUUCCCAAUUCGUUCAACGCCCUUCUCUCACUCCGAAUACCUAAUCCACAGCAUCAUCGAGAUACCCUCCUGGCUCGACGAUGGACACAGAAUGAAUUACUCAAUAUCGGCUUAGUAGAUGAGGUGGUCGAAUCAAAAGAGGUGCAAAGUAGAGCUGUACAAGUGGGUCAAAGGGAGGGAGGGAAAGUUGCAUCGGGUUCUUGGGGUGCUAUCAAGCGCGGAGCAUAUCAUCAGGUGUUGGAGUACAGUCAAUCUUAUCGUACGCUCAAUUUACCUCCUCAAGAGGAGAAGGAGUUUUAUGCGAGAGUAGGGAAAGAUGGCAGUAAAGCUAAGUUGUAG